AUGGCCGCCUCCCCUGGUGCCGCGGGGGCUUUUAGUGUCGAAGCCGCUAAUCAGCUCGCCUGUGAUCAAUCGGCGUCCCCAUCCGCACCCGCGCCUGCCUUCUCCGCCCCCGCGUCAGUCUCGUCCGCGCCGUCUGCCGUCUCGUCCGUUAUCCGCGCCUGCGUCCGCCUCCUCCGCGCCGCUAAGUCCGGCCGUGGCCGCAAGCGUGCCGCCGGCCCAACGAGGAUUGAAACGUGGUGGAGGGUGGAGGUGUUGGAGUGA
Messenger RNA from Pseudogymnoascus destructans, 261 nucleotides. RefSeq lists its product as uncharacterized. The record is from RefSeq and is a predicted model, not a curated record. Bases 1 to 261 code for a protein of 86 amino acids. NCBI's taxonomy places the organism in Eukaryota, Fungi, Ascomycota, Leotiomycetes, Thelebolales, Thelebolaceae. The transcript has 2 exons.